AUGACUACCCCAAACAAACAAUUAGAAGCAACAACUUUUUUAAUCAUAGGAGGCGGAAUAGCUGGAGUUACUUGUGCUGAAACCUUGUCAUUUCUUUGUCCGACAGAGAGCAUUGUUCUUCUAACAGAAACAUCUUUGAUUAAAGCGGUCACUAAUUUAGUGCCUCUAGCAAAACACAUUCUUAAAUUCGAUGUCGAAGAAAAGGAAGCAUUCGAUUCCGUAAAAGAUCAAAUCACCGUUAUAGUAGAUCGGUUAAAAUUUAUAAAUUCCACCGAGAAACACAUUAUCACGCAUUCAGGUCGCAAAAUAUCAUAUAAACUACUUUGUUUGUGCACUGGAGCUCAGCCAAAACUUAUUGAAAAUAUAAAUAAACAUGUCAUAGGCAUUCGAGACACAGACUCUAUUUUGGAUUUUCAAAAACGACUUAAAUCUUCGAGGCGUUUGGUUUUGGUUGGCAACGGAGGAAUUGCUUCAGAAAUUGCCUAUGAAGUUAAAAACAUCGAAAUCCAUUGGGUCAUCAAAGAUGCGCAUAUAUCAUCAACUUUUCUUGAUGCUGGAGUGGCACAAUUUUUCGAAAUGAGUCGUAAGGCGGUCGGCGAAGCUAUUAAACCAAGUAUUGUAAAAAGAAUGCGUUACAAUGAGGAAGAUAUCAUAUAUGGUGGAAAGGAGGCUAGAAAAGGAGCGGCACUCGGACCGGAUUGGCAUCGGAAGAUCGAUGUUAUAGGCAAUGGAUGUGAUAUAAAGGAACCUGUUAAAAUCCACUACAAAACAGAAGUUUUAUCCAUUGAAGAAUCUUCAGCAGAUGAAUAUCCUAUUGUCGUAAAACUAACUAACGGUGAAAUAAUAAACGCAGAUUUUGUCGUUUCCGCUACAGGAGUUAAUCCCCGUACAGACUUCGAAUGCGAUACCAUCUUCAUCAUUGGCCCAGAAGGCGGACUUACUGUUAAUGAUAUGAUGGAAACUAGUGUACCCGGAAUAUAUGCCGCUGGUGAUGUUUGCCAUGCUGGUUGGGAUCAAGCCGCUAAUUGGUUCCAAAUGCGACUUUGGACGCAAGCCCGACAGAUGGGUCGUAUGGCUGGACGAAGCAUGGCAGCAAAAAUUACCAACGACGAGAUAUACCAAGAUUUUUGUUUUGAACUGUUCGGUCACGUUACUACAUUAUUUGGUUAUCAAAUUGUUCUUCUCGGAAAGUACAAUGGACAAGGCUUGGGACAAGAUUAUGAAAUACUAUUACGAAUGACACCUGGAAAGGAGUAUAUUAAAUUUGUUUUGCAAAACGGCAAAUUGCAAGGAGCUAUUUUAGUUGGUGACACUGGAUUGGAGGAAACCUGCGAAAAUCUUAUAUUGAACCAAAUCGAUUUAACACCUUUUGGAGAUGAUAUUCUCAAUCCGGAUAUUGACAUUGAAGAUUAUUUUGAUUAAAUUUGUUUGUUGUUUUCUAAUGUUUUGUUGAAUUAAAGUUAAUAGCUUAUAUUUAUAAAUUUCUUUA
Messenger RNA from Eupeodes corollae, 1489 nucleotides. It is a transcript of the gene Pyroxd1, whose product is annotated as pyridine nucleotide-disulfide oxidoreductase domain-containing protein 1. The transcript has a single exon. The record is from RefSeq and is a predicted model, not a curated record. The coding region runs from base 1 to 1422 and encodes 473 amino acids. Lineage: Eukaryota; Metazoa; Arthropoda; Insecta; Diptera; Syrphidae. Gene Ontology annotation, molecular function: flavin adenine dinucleotide binding; oxidoreductase activity.